GUGUUUCCGGGAUUCAGAAAUGUUUCUGUAAAGGAGCGCGGUCCCUAACGAAACACGGGUAGUGGUGGGGGCCUCGUCCAGAUUACUAUUACCCACCAAAUAGCCUAAAGGUUGCACCGCAAAACGACGCCCGUUUGAUUGCUUUCUUCUCUCUGCUUGACGAUUUGCAAACUUGGAUUCUCUGUGUGGCUCCGCCGACCGUUAAAUCUCGCAAACAAACCGUUAGCUUAAGUAGCGAGCUUUCCAUUAGCUGCCAUGUCGGGUGUUGUGCGAGGCCCCGCUGGGAACAACGACUGCCGGAUAUAUGUGGGGAAUCUUCCUCCUGAUAUUCGCACAAAAGACGUGGAAGACGUGUUCUACAAAUACGGGACAAUUCGAGAUAUUGAUCUGAAGAACCGGAGAGGGGGGCCGCCGUUUGCCUUCAUUGAAUUCGAGGACCCCAGAGACGCUGAUGAUGCAGUUUAUGGGCGGGAUGGUUAUGAUUAUGACGGCUACAGGCUGCGUGUGGAGUUUCCUCGGAGCGGUAGGGGCUCGAGAGGCGGGUUUGGUGGCAUCGGUGGAGCUCCCAGGGGCAGAUACGGGCCCCCGUCCAGACGCUCCGAGUACAGGGUCAUUGUGUCGGGACUCCCUCAGAGCGGCAGCUGGCAGGACCUGAAGGACCACAUGCGUGAAGCAGGCGACGUUUGCUACGCCGACGUUUUCAGAGACGGAACCGGCGUUGUAGAAUUUGUGCGCAAAGAAGACAUGACCUAUGCCGUCCGAAAGCUGGACAACACCAAAUUCCGCUCGCACGAGGGAGAGACUGCUUACAUUCGUGUGAAAUUAGACGGUCCCCGCAGCCCAAGUUAUGGAAGAUCACGCUCCCGCAGCCGUGGCAGUCGGAGCAGGAGCCGCAGUCGCAGCGCCAGCCGCAGUCGCAGCAAUUCCCGGGGCCGUGGCAGAGGAUCGCCCCGCUACUCGCCUCGUCACAGCCGCUCUCGAUCCCGUUCUUAAACCUUUCUACCACCGAUGUGUUGCUCUUUUGAUGUAUACCCUCCUGUUUUUACCUCCUUAUGAGUUUCUCCUAAUGUCGGCAAUUGAUUUUUUAAAAUUUUUGCAUUUCAUGUCCCGAUGUCCUUGUGGGUGAUCAUGGUAUGUAGAUACCCCCCCCUUUCGCCUUUUAACACCCCACCCUCUCCAGCUGGUUUGUCAUUUUGUUUUCUCCCUCCCUCUCUCUCUCUCCCUUUCUUUCUGUCCUCUGAAUUUUUGCAACAUUAGGAAUUGUGCUGUGUUGAACUUCAAAAAUGUUGAGUUGUCAUAAACUGCACUCAAUGUUUUUGCAAGUGUUGAAAAUUUAGUUUUACUUUUGUUUAUUUUAAAAACAACACAGCUUUUCUUAUUGGAUAUGUGGGGUGGGCUGUUUGGUUGGGGAGCCCAAUGCUUAACUGUAUUUUACCCUUGUGUCUUCCUUUAGACAUCUGAAGAGAAGGAUUAAAGUGAUUUGGAAUAAAA
This is a messenger RNA of Etheostoma cragini (Arkansas darter), 1491 nucleotides long. RefSeq names its product serine and arginine rich splicing factor 1a (gene srsf1a). Gene Ontology annotation, cellular component: cytoplasm; ribonucleoprotein complex; nucleus. The transcript has 4 exons. Bases 256 to 993 code for a protein of 245 amino acids. The record is from RefSeq and is a predicted model, not a curated record. Gene Ontology annotation, molecular function: mRNA binding. NCBI's taxonomy places the organism in Eukaryota, Metazoa, Chordata, Actinopteri, Perciformes, Percidae.